Molecule: messenger RNA, 822 nt
Organism: Penicillium macrosclerotiorum
Lineage: Eukaryota; Fungi; Ascomycota; Eurotiomycetes; Eurotiales; Aspergillaceae
Exons: 2
Coding region: 1-822 (273 amino acids)
Biological process (GO): positive regulation of transcription by RNA polymerase II
Cellular component (GO): nucleus
Molecular function (GO): transcription cis-regulatory region binding; DNA-binding transcription factor activity
Source: RefSeq, a predicted model, not a curated record
AUGGUAGCCAUCAACUUCGUAUUCAAUGGCUAUCGUGACCUCAUUCUGCCAAUUUCCGAACAGGACGAUAACGUGAGAAAUGCGGUAUUAGCUGCUUCUGCCUCUCAUAUGGCACUCAAACGCACUGAAUGGAAGUCGAUUGCAACAGAUUAUCGAAUGGCUGCCAUCAAAGGUCUAAAGCAACGUGCUAAUAUCGAAUACCCCGACGAAUUGAUCUCCCAUUCAAGCUUGUCUACAAUGGUAGUUCUUUUAGUUGAUGAGAUGGUCGCGGUCGGGUCUGACUUUCAUAUUCUGCUCCGCAUGUUAAAGAGCUUUGUUGAGGCGAAAGGUGGCCCCGGUGCGGAUCUCCUUAUAUGCAAAACCCCUUCUUUGGAACAUGUCAAGGAUUUUGAAGACAUCUCUCUUCAAGAUUUGGAUUUCCUAUACAGCUGUCUGGAUUCCCACCCGGGGUUUUCAGAAAUCAUCUUCAAUCUCGCCGACCUUAUCCUUAAAGCUGCCGCCAUUUACCUUGCUCGGUCAAGAAAUUUACCAGACGCACUUAUUUUCGAUUUGGUAACCCAGUUUCUUGAGAGAGCAUCCUCUUUCAAUGCCGCCUCUCCAGGCGGACACAUCUUAAUUUGGUCGUUUUUCAUUGUGGGUGCAGAAUGCUCAUCUGACCAGGAUCGGGAGUUUGUGACUUCCCAGCUUCAAAUUCUUUGGGAAUGCACUGGUUUUGGAAAUAUUUUAUAUGCCAAAGAUAUUUUGAAGAGUUUAUGGGGAAAGAGCUCUUCAAAGAGUUGGACAAAUGUCUUGCUAGAUGAAGUUAAGAGCUUGAUUAUGUGA